Molecule: messenger RNA, 1772 nt
Organism: Rhizophagus irregularis DAOM 181602=DAOM 197198
Lineage: Eukaryota; Fungi; Glomeromycota; Glomeromycetes; Glomerales; Glomeraceae
Source: RefSeq, a predicted model, not a curated record
AUGGAUACACAACCACAGGAUAAUAUACUCUCAACAAUUAUAACCAACGCUCCUUUGCUUUUCUCAUUACCUUCGUCUUUCUCAACUUUCAAAUUUUCGCUCAGUACCAAGAAAAUCAACCCAUACAAGGUUAGGGACACACGUGGAUGUGGCACUCUGUAUAACACUAAAAAAGGAAGAUAUUUCCUUAUCGAGUUAGAUAACUCCUCACAUGUAGAUCUAAGAAAGAAAAAUUUUUUCAACGUCUGCACCAAUGAUAUUCAAUUGCCCGAUGAUCAUCAUAGGAUCUUCAAUUCAAACUGCAAAAAGCUCAAUCUGAAUUACCUUAUAGGGACAUACCUGACCUUCGUCUUUACCUUAAACAAACAAUUCUCUCCUGCUAUUGUAGAUAAAUAUUUUUAUCAUUUACGCCAAUUAUUAUUAGACAAAAUAUUGGCAGUUAAAAAUAGAACUUCUUCCAUAUCAAAUAAAAAUAGACAAACAAAGACCUUUAUUCGAUUUUCUUCUGGGCCCCACGUGAUUUACCUGGGGUACUACUUCGCCUGCGGAUUUACAGAAAAUAAUAAAUGUUGUCAACAACCAGCUGCUGUCGUACUUUCACACAAUCGACAACAAUAUAAUCAACAUCUCCCUAAAUUUAUAAUACAUGGGAGAUUCCGAACUGGUAUAUUACCUCAAAACCCUAGUUUUCUUGCCUAUAAUCGAUAUCAGACUCAUAAUCACGCAAAAGAAGUUCAUUCAACACGACUUGGUAUCUCAUACAAUGUUAUCACUCGAAGAUACAAUGAAUGGAGAGGAAAACAAGAUUUUUAUCUUAAAAAUGUUAUGGAACCACUAUCUACUAAAACGAAGAAAGGUGUGAAGACCACACGCACGUUUUAUAAAGAAUAUUAUAACUUUGAGCUUGACGCUAACCGUACACAACAACAAAUCAAUCGGUGGAAUCGCCUAAAAUUUUCGAAUUUUAAAGCGGAAAGAUCCCUGGGUCAAGUCAGACCCUUCCUAAUCAAUGAACACUCACAUGUGUACAAAAAAAUUCAACAUGCAGUUGAACGUUUUCCUCCAUAUAAUAGAAAAAGCAAAUUGGAAAUUGAAAGCGAUAAGAUUAUUCGCAAAAGGACCAAAAACUGGAAACGCCGUACCAAAAUGCGUAACAAGAAAAGGAAACCUUUACCUCCUUUACCAGAUAAUUUUACUGGGAAAGCCAUAUCCUAUUACUUUAAUACACAUAAUAUUAAUCUCGCUGCGUAUAAAGUGCGACGACGCUAUAAUUUGUCCAGCAUCCCUGAUUAUAAAUUUGGUUACCUCAAAGCGAUCAGACGUUAUGGCAAAUAUCAAAAUCGUUUACGUUCACCCCCACCUCCAAUAGUUGAGGACAAGACCAUUGAUACUAAUACUCAACCUGAAGCUACUUUUUUUUCAGAUAAACUUAUUUCGAACUCCCAUAGAGCACAUUUUGCUCGUUCUACUCCUACUCUACAUCAAUAUCCGUCUCCGCCUAAACCUGAUCCUCUCAAAUGGAUCAAAGAUGGUGAUGAAAGACCCAUCAGGAAACCAAGAAAACGAAGAACUAUACUUCCGCCCACACCUGGGCCUGACCAAUAAUUGGAAUAUUUUUCCUCAUUAGUUUACUUAGUUUCUACUUUUAUUUUUUACUAUAUGUAAAACAAUCAUGGACCUUUGUAACGUAUAUUAUUUUGUAUAUGACAGUAUUUACAUACAAUAGCUAGUUUUAGUUAAAAGAAAAAUACGGAUGAUAGAUUUGAACUCCC